Molecule: messenger RNA, 1574 nt
Organism: Eutrema salsugineum
Lineage: Eukaryota; Viridiplantae; Streptophyta; Magnoliopsida; Brassicales; Brassicaceae
Exons: 13
Coding region: 213-1262 (349 amino acids)
Source: RefSeq, a predicted model, not a curated record
AAGUCACUUGAGGAACACUGUCUCCUCGAAUUUUGUCUCUCUUUCUCUCUCUUCGCCUAGCUCCGUCGCCGCAAGAGCGCAUCUAAUUCGCCGGUUUACUUCCCCAGAAGUUCUCUUCCACCAUUUCUCUUUUCGAUCUUCUGAUGCGGCUUCCUCUGCUAUCUUAGUCCCUAGCCGAAGAAGCUCGCAGGGUAGAGUUUUCGUCUCAAGGCAUGGCUCUUCCGCUCGGGAAGCUUACCAUCCUCAUCGGUGCAGGUCUUGUUGGGUCAGUUCUUGCCAAAGAAGGGGGCUUACCAGAUGUAUCUAAUUUGGUCUCGGGUACUUUUAAGAUGAUAUUUAGGCAACUGAAACAAGAAGAACCUGCCAAAUCAGCCAGCAAUCCCCAUAAGUCUACACUUGUAUCCCAGGUUGACAGUCUUAGGCGUGAAUUGCAGUUGCUAUCUUCAAACAGACCUAUCACUAUUGUUACGACAGCAGGAUCAGGUGGUAAGAAGUAUGGUUUGAUCAUUAUUAUUGGGGUGAUAGGCUACGGAUAUGUAUGGUGGAAGGGCUGGAAACUUCCAGAUUUGAUGUUCGCGACAAGGCGCAGCUUGUCAGAUGCAUGUAAUAAUGUUGGCGGCCAGAUCGAAGGUUUUUAUACAUCGCUCUCGGGUACAAAACGGGAGUUAAGUUCAAAAAUUGACGGGAUGGGUCAUACUUUGGAUGAAAAUACAGUAAUUAUUCAAGAAACAGGACGACAGGUAGAUGAACUACGGGAUGGUACAGCAAACAUGAAAGAUGACAUUAGGUCUGUUUUCGUUGCUGUUGAAAAUCUGGCAAGCAAAGUCCUUCGCAUUGAGGGAAAUCAGGAUAUGACGCUUAAGGGAGUUGGAGCUCUGCAUGCUCAGUGUCGGGAGAACAUGAGAAUUCAAGAGUCCAAUCAGGCUUUGCCAUCAACUUCGUCAGUGCAAGCCCUUGAGACAGCUCCUAUGACACCAUCAUCAAGGACUCUGUCUCUGCCUCCUGCUUCUCCCCGUGAAUCCCAGUUGCCGUCAACCCCUAAUGGAACACAACAGCCACAUGGUCCACUUCAACACACACAGUCUAUGUCUGGUUUAAAGGAGAUAAGUGAAAGCUCUAGCAGCCGCGAGACUUUUUCCAAUUCUGGAGAAGCCAUGGGAAACACGAGUUCAGGCCUGUUUAGUAUGUUCUCAAGACCAAGAAUAACGAGGACUCGUAGUGUGGUCAACGCAGUGCCUGCUAAAUCGAGCGGACCCCAAUAGAGUGGCUUGUCGAAACUAAGGGGAGAGAGUUUGAUCAUUCUAAUAUUAUGAUCAUAAAAAACCAAAAAAGGGGUAACUGCGAGUAUAGAGUAGAGGAUUUGAGUACGUUUUGUAUCAAAAAUGUCAUAAAUGGUGCAAAAUUUUUGUAGGGAUGCAGGCUUUAUAUUUAAUUGGAAUAUACUGUAUGUCACAAUUGAUCAAUUCGUUGCUCUGCCCUUUUGUAAUUCAGUAAUACAGGAGGUGGAUGAUGGUUUUGUCUGGCCGUCUCUUCUGUUUUCUUUUUGUAUUGAAAGAAAGGCUGGUCCUUCUAUA